Messenger RNA from Odontomachus brunneus, 3752 nucleotides. RefSeq lists its product as uncharacterized. The transcript has 10 exons. The record is from RefSeq and is a predicted model, not a curated record. NCBI's taxonomy places the organism in Eukaryota, Metazoa, Arthropoda, Insecta, Hymenoptera, Formicidae. Bases 1166 to 3643 code for a protein of 825 amino acids.
CCACUCUGCUAUCGCGACGAAGGUCACUUCGAAAUUAACCGUUCAAUGUGAAAUUUAAUUUUCUACCUGAGCUUUUGUAUUAUUAAAGAAAAUCAUUAACAAUCUCAACAGUGAUUUUACAUCUACGUUCGCGCUCUUUUUCGCUACCCAUCGUCGCCAUUUCUUCACGCUACGUUCUCAACCUAAGAAACAACCCCAACGUGACUGCUAACACGGUGAGUCAGUCACGCCUAAAUUAAUCCUGAAAUUAAUCGAAACGAUACACAGGGAGGAAAAGGAAGAUAUAUAUGGAAAGAGAUGAAAAGAGGCGGAGAAAGAGUAAAGCCGUGCGGUGGUUCUGCAUCAGCAAAAGUGCGAUAUGCGAAAGAGCGAAAGAGUCGGCAAGCAAACGCACGAUGAGAACCAUCGGUUGACGACGCAGCCCGUUCGUCACAAGUAAACCCAGCGUUUACGAACGUUGGUCGCGGGAGUAUUGAUCCGAACACGCACAGCCGCGCCCACGCCUUUUCCGAUGAUAUCGUCGGUACCGCUGUCGCUUCCAAACAGAGAUCGCAAUAAAAAAAACAACCCUUACCUUAAUAUUUACUUUUCGUUCUGUGGUCAUCGCAACGGAGGUUAUUAUUAUCAUUGCUAUUUCCGUGCGAUUUAAUUGCAUUUUAGAUCUGGUGCACGAUUCUAGCUCGUGGCCCGAAUUAAAAUGCAAAUCACGAUCGAAAACGAGCUGAUAGAGUUCAGGUUCGCACGUGUAUAUUUUAUAACGUAUUUAAAAGCUUUAGUAACCCCGAGAUGUAAUGAAAGCUUAUUAUUAAUUUGUUCUUGUUCCUUAUAGAGUUCGAACUAAAUCAGCUUAGGUUUCGUGGAAUAUUUCAUCACGAAGAUCGAUGCAUAGUCAUUUGGGAACAAACUCGAAUUAUUUUUGAAAAUCCGAUAAGGAAAAAAUAUAUCGAUUUUACAUUACUAAUUUCAGUCCGAUCCGAGAGAAGAAACUUAUGCUCAUGUUCAUUCGUCGUAUUUAAGGGGGAGCGUGCCUCAGUAUCUCUAUUUUAUAAAAUUAUACCUGCUGCCUUUUUGAUACCUCCCUCGUUUAUGACACGGUUGAGGGAACGUGAAUGAGCGCGAGUAAUCACAAACGACCCCUUGAUAUAUCGGACAUAACCAAGAAAAAAUGUCACUUCUUUUGGGCACCGCGGAAUCUGUCUAUUUAAACAAUAACAAAACAGAAGACUCAGUUCUUUCCGAAGACGAAAAUGAUGACUACAAUUUUAAGUAUAUACCUGCAAGUCAGUUUAAGUACAUAGUAAAGGAUGUACGCAGACAGAGGUGCAGAGAGGAGGAGGAGAGUGUAUGGGCCUCUUUUGUCAAGCAACAAGAGUUAAAUAAUUUGGAAUAUAAUAAAAAUUGUAUUCAACCAUCUAUCGAAAGUAUUAAAGAACUGUUGGAUGAGAGUAUGAGAGGAGCAAAUCAGGAACUUGAAAGACUAAAAACAGAUAUUUGGUCUGAUGAAAUAAAAAAGGAACAUGGUAGAACUGAAAAUGAUCAGAAAAGAAAAUCAAAGGUAAAUAAUAUCAGGGAUCAGUCUCCAAAGAAAGUGCCAUUUACGAGAGAUACUGGGACAGGCAGCACCAAUCUACUGCUGACAAUUCCUGAGGAAGAAAAUAUUUCUUCUUAUCACAAGAAACAAGAGGCUAGGAAUUUUAAAUCAUACACUAAAAAAUCUUGCUCCAGUCAUAUAGUAGCACAGAAAAGAGAACCCUCAUCAAAGCAGCUGCUCCACAUAACAAAUGGCAUUGAUUAUAACUCCAGUCCUGAGAUCAGUACACGUCGAGAUGAUGCAGACGGAGUGAUUUACGUACGACCUGAUCCAUUUAUUAUGCAUAAGAUUCUAGUGAUGCAAAAGAAGGUCUGCGAGCUGCUGGACGAGAUUGCGCUUCGAUUAGAAAAUAUUCCGGUGCCGGACGGCAUUAAGGAUCUGCAGAAGCGACAGCAAUGUGUGGCGGAAUUUGUCGUGCGAUUCUCCAGAAAUUAUUUAUACGAUCUUAAUAGACAUGUCAAAGACAUCCAGAGGCAUAUGUGUGUUAUCUCGCCGCGAGCGAGAGUGAAGCCGAAUAAGAGAAGCCUAGGACUUCACAUGCAUGCUAUUGAGCAUAAAUUACUUGCUGCUCAUCAGUUGCUGCUGCAUGCAUUAGUUGCUUACUGCAGACACAUUCCCAGCUCGAUUCUCAAGGGACAUCCGGGCAAGUUUAGGGAGAUACUUCAAGUAGUUGUUGAUCUGAAGACUAUGUGCGAUAGGCUCCACUUAAACACAAAUUAUCUUGAUUCAGGGGACACUGAUAUCCUAACAUUGGGGAAGAAUAUUGAAAGAAAGUGUAACGCCAUUUUAUUAAAGUUAAAGCUGCAUUCAGAUAAUGAUCUUUUGCUUGACAGUAAUAAAACGUCAUCAAUCGCGUCCUUCACUUCUCACUCAGCGAGCAAUAAGAAGCGUAUCAAUCGCAAACAGUUGCCUAAUCGGCUGAGCAUGUACAGUGCGGAUACUAAAGUUCCUAAAAGCAAUCUUAAACGGAGAACCAAUUACUAUCAUCAGAAAGAUAAAAAAUAUAACAGGAUAGACAUUAAGAAAGUUUCCAAUAAGCCCGUUUUAGUGGAUCGGCCAUAUACCAGCUCUGUAACGCUUGUACCAAACGAGAAUGCCAAUGAAGCUGGAAUUAGAAAGCACAGAACAUAUACAAAAGAAGAGGAUAUAAAGACUAUGAUGGAUAUGAUGUUACUCACGGAUUCAGAUAAUGGUAGCAACUUCGAACUACAAGAAAGUCAGGAUAAUGCAACACUCACAAGGAGAGUGCCAAAAACGUCGAGACAAUUUUCUGAUAAGCUGCAAGAUCUAGAACAAUCCGAAACCUUAGAAAACAUUGUUAAAACUACUUCUACAAAUAAUGAUGACGAACUGUUAAAAAGGGUGACCAUGAUUACCGAAGAGCACUUGUCUAAUUUAGUGCCAGUCAUAGCAGAUUUCAUUUCUUUUGUUUCUAAUAAGCAAAUUGGAUCAGAGGUAAGACCAGUGACAACAUCCUCUACAAAAACAUUGAUGGAAUUUCUACAAGCAUAUCAGUCGCCAAAGAACACGAAGAACAAGAUGAACACAGGCUGUGAUGUGUGUCAUUCUUCCACAGACAGAAACUGCGAAUGCAAAAAUAUGAAAACAAACAGGGCAACGAGUGAAAUGCAGAACAGUGGACAGAACAUGCGAUUGGUUUGUAUCUCGUCGGUAGAUAAUGCAUCAAAAGAACCACGUUAUUGCGAUACGUCGUGCCAAGUUAAUUCUGAGAGUUUAAAGGAAUUACCCGAUUUUGAAAUGAAGAUGAUGGAAACGAUAUGGACAAGAAAAGCGGAUAAGGACUUGUUUAGUAACAUCGAACUCGUUGUUUCCGAGGAAACUGAGAUGAAUUUUCUGAAAUAUAGACACGAAUAUAAGCGCGCGAUGCAAUUGAUUCCAAUGUAUUCUAGCAACACACAGAAUAAGCCAUGGGACAUUGUUGCUUGGAUAUCUGAUAAGCUCGUAGAUGAAUUGAUAACAGAAAUUGGAAAGGAGCUGGAAAUGCAUGAUGUUAUACAAAAACUCUUAGAAUUGGAAUUCCAAGAAUUUUAACAAGAAACAUGCAAAAUCGUAUUAUAAAUUUAGGAUAUUUUAUAUACAACUUAUACAAAAAUUGACAGAGAAUGUCAAUUUUUUUAAAUAAAAUAUUAAUUUCGUACAA